Rhizoctonia solani is the source of this 2244-nucleotide messenger RNA. RefSeq lists its product as uncharacterized. The record is from RefSeq and is a predicted model, not a curated record. The transcript has 11 exons. NCBI's taxonomy places the organism in Eukaryota, Fungi, Basidiomycota, Agaricomycetes, Cantharellales, Ceratobasidiaceae. Bases 1 to 2244 code for a protein of 747 amino acids.
AUGUCUGAAAGGGCAUCUAUAUCCAAAGACCCUGUGCUACCACCUAGCGCCCCCCGAAGGUUGGCCUCUAGAUCACCGUUGACUUCGCGAGUGCGUUUGCGCAACCCUGGGCGCGCAAGCAUUGACCGAGAAUCAAGUUCAGCAUUGGGGUUAGGGAGACAUGUCCCCCCAUCCUUUGCUUACCCAACGCCGGGUACUGGGCGCAAGAAUGGUACGCAAAGGAGCUUGUUUGUGUUCAAGAAGAACGUUCGAGUCCUAGACUUGGAGCCUGCUUCCGCGCCAAGGCACGACCUACAAGGUAUAUGCAAUGCCAAUGUCAAAGACUCGGAUUCUCCGACGGAGGGGAGUAUUACAACGAGUAGACCGGUGUUUAGCAAGGUCGUGGGCACAAACUCCGCCAAAGACACAGAGAGUUUGCAGAGAAAUGACAAAGCGAGGACAAAGGCGGAGGCAAGGGUGGUUCGGAGGCGGACUCAAACUCGGACGACAAGGAAGGAGGCGACGAAGUGUUGGGUUCUCCUCGAAGGCGAAAAGGUCCUAUUUCAGCCAAAAUCAGAAGUUCCUAGUUAUCCCAUGCAUCCUCCUGCGCCAAUACUUCCAGGAGCCAGAAACGCGCAAAGUUGUUGGCUGAGAAAGACGCCGGAUUUGAGCAACACCGGCAAAUGGUUAUAUCUCCACGCCCUCAAAUCCAUGCUCGAUUUAUGCGCCUUAAAUCAAGCAAAUGAUGCCGGCGAGCUUGUAGCAAAGUUCGACGACGCUGGCAAGGCUGUCUGGUUUGUUAACGGGAUUCUCGUCCCGCAUUUUGAUCGUGGGUUCGACAAAGAGUGGGAAAAAUGGGGGACGAGCGCCAUAGAUGUGAUACGCGACCAGAGCCGCUGGGACCCUUCCGACGUCAAGUACUUGGAGUCUGUGACCAAUGCCAAAUGGAGAGUUGUUGUUAAAAAUGGGGUCUAUGCGACAAUGCUUCGUGUUUGGAAGAAGUACCAGGGAGAUGCAGGCGAAGGGCGGGAGUGGUUGGAUAAACGCAGGAUGUUGAACAGACGUCAAUCCCGGAAGGAUGCGAAAGCUAAAAGUCGCAUGGCAGCGCUCAAAGGAUCGGGACUUGAAGUCGGGGAUUCGAAUUUACCGGCGAUCCCGGUUUUCAAUCGUCCAAAUAUUCAGACCCGGACGAUCAGAGCCGCCGUGUUGUUCAGGAACCCAAGUACCGAGUCGCAAAGGUUACUUGUCCAAUUUUUGGGGGCGCUUGAUAUCGCAUACAAAGACAACAAGAAACGAUGCGGAAAUCAAAAGGUCACGCGCCGGGAUUUUGAUAAGGUCAAUAACAACGUACCUAAGCUCAAGAAAGGGAAGAUACCAGCUUGGGCUGUUGACAAGGAAUGGGAACGCACGAACCCAAAAGCAUGCAAACAAUUGGCUAAGCGAAUUGACUCGGACCUAGACGAAAUCCCCCAAGAAGAAAAAUUCAACAAAUUUAUUGAUCGGUACACACCUCAACCACGGGAGUAUCUGUCCCCUUUGCCAUUGCCAUUGCCAUUGCCAUCGCCAUCCCCCUUGCCAUCCCCCUUGCCUUCCAGGUCCAACGCUCCAGCCGAUACCCCUGUUCCCUCUAUUACGUUAGCUACGCAGAGCCGGGUCAUUGAAGCGGCCCCAGUUACGACACCUACUCUUCUUGCUGCCGACAUAUGCCAUCCCCCUGGAAAUGCAGUGUGUCAGCCCCCUUUGGAUGUGCCUACAGCUUUGUUAGUCGCCCCCAGUCAUGCCCCCGGGUCUGGUCAGUCAUGGGGUACAGCAAUGCACACCGGUGCGUCAAUGGGGUUUGGCACCAAUGUAGCCUCUGCGGCUCCAAAAGCACCAACAUUUUCCCAGCCUGCGUUCCCGCACUAUGGGUACCAACCAGGUUUUCAGCCUGGAUAUCUAUAUGGACAGCCCGGCAGGAACGGAGGUACUCAAGCCCAUAUUCCAAUUGACCCUGCUCUUCAAGGUGAGACAAGUGGUCGCUUGUAUCCCUUGAACAGUAUGCCUCCACCACCAGAGCUUCAUGAACAAGAAGCUGCCGCCGCGCAAUACAGCCUGACUGCGCAGCCAAAUAUACCGGGCCAAAUCAACCAUCAAACACCAGACCCUGGGCAACCAAAGCGCGCAAAUCAAGCGUGGCAAGUAGCAGCGGUGUUGUACACCACUGUAAUGCUAUUCUACGGGUUGCGUAAGGCAACGUUCUACUAUCUACUGGCAAAGGGGGCUUAG